This is a messenger RNA of Peronospora matthiolae, 1440 nucleotides long. The record is from the annotation of a GenBank genome assembly. NCBI's taxonomy places the organism in Eukaryota, Oomycota, Peronosporomycetes, Peronosporales, Peronosporaceae.
AUGUCGCGGUCGGCACUGACUCGACACGCGCUGCAAAAGUCGCUGCGUGGACAAAGCGAGCUGGACCAGUUGCCGGAAGAGACACAGCGUCGUGUUAAGCAAGACGAGCUGCCCAUUCACGGUAACGACACGACCUACAACCUCAACACGCUGUUGCAUCAGAAUAUCCUCCAAUCAGCGUAUUUCCACGAACUCUACAAGCUUAAAACGUACCAUGAAGUCGUUGACGAGAUCUACUACCGAGUGGAUCAUGCCGAGCCCUGGUCGCCCGGCACAGCACGCAUCCCGUCCAGCUGUUUCUGUCUCUUGCUCAAGUUCUUUCUCAUGCGUCUCACUGUCAAGCAGAUGCAAGGUCUGCUGCGCCAUACGGAUUCUUCCUACAUUCGCGUGAUCGGGUUCUUGUACCUUCGCUACACGUGCGACCCGGAGAAGCUCUGGACGUGGUUUGAGCCGUACUUGGAAGACGCGGAGGAAUUCAAUGCAUCGGCUAAUCCGAGCUUGAAAACCACUAUUGGCGAGUGGCUUGUGAGACUGCUGGAAGAAAACAAUUACUACGGCACGAUUCUGCCGCGUAUUCCCAAGAGAAUCGAGGACGGGAUCAAAGUCAAGCUUUUGUUGUUCUCUCGAAAGAAGGAGCGAGCUGUGGAGAACCUGGCGAUCGUCGACCGACUCAAACCUGGCACGAAAGUUCGCGCGAUGUACGCUGAUGAAGAGAAUGAACCUGCAAUGUACGACGCCAUUAUUGACUCAGUGGAAGAAGGCAAACAAUAUUGGGUAUCGUUUCCGGCUUAUGGAAAUACGGAAAAAGUCGGUCUUGGAGAUAUCGAGUUUGACAAGGGCACGCAACGCCGUCCACGCUCGCACUCUCGUUCCCGAUCUGCUGAACGUUCUCGCUCGCGAGGGCGUGAUAGAAACCGAGAUCGGGAUCGCGGUCAAGGCCGAAGUCGAGAUCGUGGCAACCGACGAAACACCGAUAGGCGCGGCGGGAGUCGCCGUGAUCGGUCAAGAUCACACGCAAGUCAUCGAUCCCGCAGCAGGUCGCGAUCUGCUUCGAGGGAUCAUCGUCGUCGCAAUCGCAGUCGUAGCCGCAGUCUCAGUCGCACGAACCUGCAGACGAGCGGUAGCGACAUCACGGGAGAUUUGCUACAGCAAGUCCGAGAGCGAGAGCGUCGUAAGGCUGAAGCUGUCGGACGUGACUACGCGUCUCGACCAGCUAGUUACAAGGGCUCGUUGUCACUCAAGCUGGAUCGAUGGACGACGAGAAAGCGGUCACGCAGUCCAGCUAAACGUGACGAAGUGGUGGUGGUUCAGCCAGGGAUGUCGAAAGGCGAUCCGUGGAGCAAGUCGCCGUCUUCUGAACAAACUCAUGAGACUGAAGAGCGUCUCAAGAAGCUUCGCGAAAUGUACGGCGAUGCAUCCUCGAAGACCAACGAUGAGUAG